Messenger RNA from Cylicocyclus nassatus, 363 nucleotides. Lineage: Eukaryota; Metazoa; Nematoda; Chromadorea; Rhabditida; Strongylidae. The record is from the annotation of a GenBank genome assembly.
AUGUCACAAGAUCCAGGCAACGAGAAUAUUGCUGACGCUGCCACUUCGCAACCAUCAACAUCCAGACUAAAGUCUCCGCAUACAUACGCGGAAUUACGCCCUUUUAGACUUCAAAAUCUGGUAAUCACUCCCAACAAUCGCGAACAGCCGAGGGUCGGUGAACGCUUGACGAACACUUGCGAUCCUAUAGAAGCCAUUAAAGAAUCCCUUGAGAAGCCUGUGGGAACUUCCGACUUCGCUUCAGCGCUGUAUGCUUUUUUUUUCGAAGAAAUCGUCGACGUUAAGUCGGGCUUCUGUAGAGGUUCUGGUUGGCCCUUGGCGACACCGAAGAGAAUAGAGAAAAACAUUUCAAACAACACUUAA